Molecule: messenger RNA, 689 nt
Organism: Gloeophyllum trabeum ATCC 11539
Lineage: Eukaryota; Fungi; Basidiomycota; Agaricomycetes; Gloeophyllales; Gloeophyllaceae
Exons: 2
Coding region: 14-442 (142 amino acids)
Source: RefSeq, a predicted model, not a curated record
GCACUCUGUGCUCAUGGCUGAACCGGUAUUAGCGGCGGCGGGGGAACGAGCGGUGCCCGAUGGCGGCGUCCCGCGUCGUGGCUUGGAUACUCCUUCAAAAUUCGCCGGGCCUUCGACAUCUUCCGGAAGCGGGACUCUGGUGCACGAUCCUGCCGUGUCCGCUCAACCCCCAGAGGGAGCAGAGGUUCGCAGGAGCAGGUCAGAAGUGCCCUCGAGCCCUCGUCAGCCAGGGCCACAAGGGGAAACUUUACCCAUCCGUUUCCUCACCCUACAGUCCUACGCUGGGCUCCCUAUCGAAGCUCUUCCCGUACCUCCCAUGCUGUACCCGCCUUACGUGGGCCCAGCCACACCCCAGAAUCCAAUGCAGUCCUAUGACUCUGUACAGGCCAAUAUCCAAACUCCGUACUAUGUAACGACACUCGACAUUAUUCCUUCCACCUAACUCUAAUGCAAGAAGUUCGUACAGGAAAAUGGAAUAAGCCAACCGGCCUUAUUCGACCAGCAGAGAGAAAUGCUGAGGUAUUUGAAGCGGUUGAAUGAAUGGUUAGAACGGGAUGUAUUAGUGCGUGGGAUAGACAGGCAGGAUGUUAUCGAUCAGCUUGACAAUCUUCGUAAAGAGCUGGAUCGCAUACGAAAUUCGCCACCUCCCCGUAUAGACUCUUCAUAUAGGCAGGAUCUCUCAGCGUCAC